AUGGAAAACAGUACCACUACCAUUUCUCGGGAGGAGCUUGAAGAACUAAAAGAGGCAUUUAAUAAAAUAGAUAUUGAUAACAGUGGGUAUGUCAGUGACUAUGAACUCCAGGACCUGUUUAAGGAAGCAAGCCUUCCCCUGCCUGGCUACAAGGUACGAGAGAUUGUGGAGAAGAUUCUAGCAGUUGCUGACAGCAACAAAGACGGCAAAAUCAGUUUUGAAGAGUUUGUGUCACUAAUGCAAGAAUUAAAAAGCAAGGAUAUCAGCAAAACAUUCCGAAAAAUAAUUAACAAGAGGGAAGGGAUUACUGCUAUUGGAGGAACUUCACCCAUUUCCAGUGAGGGCACACAGCACUCUUAUUCAGAGGAAGAAAAGGUGGCUUUUGUGAACUGGAUAAACAAAGCCUUAGAGAAUGACCCUGACUGUAAGCAUCUUUUACCCAUGAAUCCCAAUGAUGGCAGUCUUUUCAAAUCGCUUGCAGAUGGCAUCCUUCUUUGCAAAAUGAUCAACUUAUCUGAACCGGAUACAAUUGAUGAAAGAGCCAUUAACAAGAAAAAGCUCACCCCUUUCACUAUUUCUGAAAAUUUAAACCUAGCCCUGAAUUCUGCCUCAGCCAUUGGUUGUACAGUGGUCAACAUUGGCGCACAAGACCUCAAAGAAGGAAAACCUCACCUGGUCUUGGGACUUCUCUGGCAAAUCAUCAAAGUUGGUCUUUUUGCUGAUAUUGAGAUUUCCAGGAAUGAAGCUUUGAUUGCGUUGCUAAAUGAAAGUGAGGAACUAGAAGAGCUAAUGAAGCUUUCUCCCGAGGAAUUACUGCUGCGAUGGGUGAAUUACCAUCUGACCAAUGCAGGAUGGCGGACUAUCAACAACUUCAGCCAAGACAUUAAGGAUUCAAGAGCUUAUUUUCAUCUGCUAAAUCAGAUUGCCCCUAAAGGUGAACGGGGAGAUGGACCUGCCAUUACCAUUGACCUUUCAGGAUUUAAUGAGAAAAAUGACCUGAAGCGUGCUGGAUUCAUGCUUCAAGAAGCAGAUAAACUGGGCUGCAGACAGUUUGUUACUCCUGCAGAUGUGGUUUCAGGCAAUCCUAAACUUAAUUUAGCUUUUGUAGCUAAUCUGUUUAACACAUACCCAUGCCUACACAAACCUGAUAAUAAUGACAUCGAUAUAAAUUUAUUGGAAGGAGAGAGCAAAGAGGAGAGGACGUUUCGGAACUGGAUGAAUUCCUUGGGGGUCAACCCAUACAUUAAUCAUUUGUACAGUGACCUUGCAGAUGCUAUAGUGAUCUUUCAGCUAUACGAAAUGAUCCGAGUGCCAGUCAACUGGAGCCACGUCAACAAACCUCCUUAUCCUGUUCUUGGAGGGAACAUGAAGAAGAUUGAAAACUGUAACUAUGCAGUGGAACUUGGGAAGAAUAAGGCCAAAUUCUCCUUGGUUGGCAUUGGUGGGCAGGACCUAAAUGAAGGGAAUUCAACACUUACUCUGGCGUUGGUAUGGCAGCUGAUGAGAAGGUAUACAUUGAAUGUGUUAUCAGAUCUUGGAGAGGGUGAAAAAGUAAAUGAUGAAAUUAUUAUUAAAUGGGUCAAUCAGACUCUUAAAAGUGCAAACAAAAAAACUUCUAUUUCCAGCUUUAAGGAUAAAUCUAUUAGCACUAGUUUACCUGUUCUAGAUUUGAUAGAUGCUAUUGCACCAAAUGCCAUUCGUCAAGAAAUGAUCAAGAGAGAAGACUUGUCUGAUGAGGACAAGAUGAACAAUGCUAAAUAUGCCAUUUCAGUUGCUCGAAAGAUUGGUGCCCGGAUAUAUGCGUUACCUGAUGACCUCGUAGAAGUGAAACCAAAGAUGGUUAUGACGGUGUUUGCAUGCUUAAUGGGAAAAGGACUUAACAGAAUAAAAUAAUGAAACAGUUAAUAUGAUUUUCUGCCACAUUAACAUGUUGAA
Messenger RNA from Cynocephalus volans (Philippine flying lemur), 1935 nucleotides. RefSeq names its product plastin 1 (gene PLS1). Gene Ontology annotation, cellular component: actin filament bundle; cytoplasm; actin filament. The record is from RefSeq and is a predicted model, not a curated record. Lineage: Eukaryota; Metazoa; Chordata; Mammalia; Dermoptera; Cynocephalidae. Gene Ontology annotation, molecular function: calcium ion binding; actin filament binding. The transcript is spliced from 15 exons. Gene Ontology annotation, biological process: actin filament network formation; actin filament bundle assembly. The coding region runs from base 1 to 1893 and encodes 630 amino acids.